Molecule: messenger RNA, 1621 nt
Organism: Corylus avellana
Lineage: Eukaryota; Viridiplantae; Streptophyta; Magnoliopsida; Fagales; Betulaceae
Gene: COX10
Product: cytochrome c oxidase 10
Biological process (GO): heme A biosynthetic process
Cellular component (GO): mitochondrion; membrane
Molecular function (GO): protoheme IX farnesyltransferase activity
Source: RefSeq, a predicted model, not a curated record
AUUAACGUGGCAUGCCGGUCUAUCUUAUUUUACGUUCUUCCAACAUUCGCUGGUUGUCAGAGACCACCGCAACACAAUCGAAAUCUCUGCAAAUUUUCAACGCUGCCGCUUCCCUUCACCACCAUGUGGAGGAGGAGCUCACUGAGUCUCUCGUCCAAACUCCUCCAGUCAAACCCUUGGAACCUCUCCACCUCGUACGGCGUCGUUAGGACCCCGAUCCCCAACCCUCACCUCUACUCCGCGUCUUCAGAAUCGUUCAAUCUAGGGUUUCCGAAGCCCGAUGGGACCGUCGAUCUCUCGUCCAUGGCAGUCGGAUCGGCGGCUAGGGUUCGCCAAGUCCCGGACGUCGCUCGCCACUACGGUCGCUGCUACUGGGAACUCUCCAAGGCUCGGCUCAGCAUGCUAGUAGUUGCGACUUCUGGGACUGGAUUUGUUCUUGGGAGUGGAAGUGCAAUUGAUUUUACUGGACUUUGUUGGACUUGUGCUGGUACCAUGAUGGUUGCGGCAUCUGCUAACUCCUUAAAUCAGGUAUUUGAGAUAAGCAAUGAUGCCAAAAUGAAGAGAACGAGGCAAAGACCACUACCUUCAGGGCGCAUUACUAUACCCCAUGCAGUCACCUGGGCAUCUUUCGCUGGUGUAGCUGGCACUGCUUUAUUGGCAAGCAAGGCUAAUAUGUUGGCGGCUGGGCUGGCAGCUUCCAAUCUGUUUCUUUAUGCAUUUGUAUAUACUCCCUUGAAGCAGAUCCACCCAGUCAAUACAUGGGUUGGGGCUGUAGUUGGUGCCAUUCCACCACUUCUUGGGUGGGCUGCAGCUUCUGGCCAGAUUUCACUCAAUGGGAUGAUUCUUCCAGCUGCUCUCUAUUUCUGGCAGAUACCGCAUUUCAUGGCACUUGCUUACAUGUGCCGCAAUGAUUAUGCUGCUGGAGGGUUUAGGAUGUUCUCCCUUGCUGAUGCUUCUGGUCGGAGGACUGCCUUGGUGGCUUUAAGGAACUCCCUAUAUUUGAUCCCUUUGGGGUACUUAGCCUAUGAUUGGGGUGUGACUUCUGGGUGGUUUUGUCUUGAAUCAUCUGUCCUGACUCUUGCAAUAACUUAUGCCGCAUUUUCAUUCUAUCGAGACCGUACUUCACAAAAAGCCAGGAGGAUGUUUCAUGCUAGCCUUCUGUAUCUUCCUGUAUUCAUGUCUGGGCUUCUACUUCACCGUCUCCCAGAUAACCAACAAUGUGUCCAAGAAGACAAUUCAGAGAGGAUUAUUGAGCCCUCAUCGUCCUUUGUAACUCUUGCAGAAGAGAGUGAAAACGACGACCAGAAGAACACGGUGAUGCGUUCCACAGUCGGCAAUCAAGCACGCCCACCCGUAGCAUAUGCCUCCGUCGCACCAUUUCCUUUUCUGCCUGCUCCAUUGUACACAGCUCCUUGAUGUAUUGUGCGUCUAGAUUUUGUAUUACAAUUCGUAAUAAGUUAUAAAAGGUUACCCUGUAAAAUUGUCAAUUUUUUUUGGGUAAACCCUCCAAAUUCCAUUGGUUUUGUUUGGUGGUUAUACUCUUCAGCAUUGAAAUUUGAGCAAAGUAUUUUUACUUGGAAUAAAAUGUGAAAAUGCAGCAUUGUUCUUGAUUUGGUUAGAA